Penicillium atrosanguineum is the source of this 1116-nucleotide messenger RNA. RefSeq names its product TatD family hydrolase. Gene Ontology annotation, molecular function: hydrolase activity, acting on ester bonds. Lineage: Eukaryota; Fungi; Ascomycota; Eurotiomycetes; Eurotiales; Aspergillaceae. The record is from RefSeq and is a predicted model, not a curated record. Bases 1 to 1116 code for a protein of 371 amino acids. The transcript has a single exon.
AUGUCACAAGAUGACUUUCCCUGGGACAUUGGCGUCCAUGAUGCCCAUUGUCACCCUACCGAUACCAUGGCGGCGGUGGCCAGCAUCCCCGCCAUGAAAGCCAAAACAUUGACCGUCAUGGCCACGCGCGGGGAAGACCAAGAGCUCGUGCAGCAGAUAGCCGAGUCACUCAAUGGCAAUGAAGCUCACAAGGUACUACCUUGCUUCGGAUGGCAUCCGUGGUUCUCACACCAGAUCAUGGACGACUCACCAUCAAGCCCGGUGCAAAAAGAAGCCCACUACAAAGCCGUUCUUACGCCGACACCCGAUGAUCCAGAGUUCAUCAAGCACCUUCCAACACCAAAGGCACUCUCAGCUCUGAUAUCGGAAACACGAGACCGCCUACAGCAGUUCCCCAAUGCCCUUGUAGGUGAGAUUGGGUUAGACAAGUCAUUCAGACUACCCGGCUCCUGGACACCGCAAGACCUGGAAAACCGAGACGCCCAGCUCACGCCAGGAUCACGCGAAGGACGUCGUCUAUCACCAUACAGGGUGAAAAUGGAGCACCAACGAGCCGUACUAGGCGCGCAGCUCCGUCUUGCGGGAGAAAUGGGCCGCGCAGUCUCCGUACACAGCGUCCAAGCACACGGCGCAGUCCUAGAAACAUUGAAAGAACUCUGGGCCGGCCACGAACGAAUCGUGAUGUCCCGACGAGAAAGGGAGCGACAACAAGACGCAGAAGGGGCACUUUCCGACGACGAGAAAGAAAAAGAGAAAGCGCGUAAAUCCAGUAACCGCUCAUCUGCUCCGUUCCCUCCCCGGAUCUGCAUGCAUUCCUACUCCGGGCCUGUUGAGCCGAUCCGUCAGUUCCUGAACAGGGCGAACCCAUCGGAUGUCUACUUCUCUUUUUCCGCGGCGAUUAAUUUCAGCGGGCCGCAGGCGAAGAAGGUCUGUGAUGUGAUUAGGGCCUUGCCGGAUGAUCGCGUUCUGGUUGAAAGUGACUUGCAUGUGGCCGGGCCGCAGAUGGAUCACUUGCUGGAGGAAGUGACGCGGCAGAUCUGCGAUUUGCGAGGGUGGGAGUUAAGGCAUGGAGUGCAGCUGCUUGCGGAUAAUUGGAAGCGGUUUGUUUUUGGCUAA